This is a messenger RNA of Zootermopsis nevadensis, 1708 nucleotides long. RefSeq names its product protein deadpan. Gene Ontology annotation, molecular function: DNA binding; protein dimerization activity. The record is from RefSeq and is a predicted model, not a curated record. Gene Ontology annotation, biological process: regulation of DNA-templated transcription. NCBI's taxonomy places the organism in Eukaryota, Metazoa, Arthropoda, Insecta, Blattodea, Termopsidae.
ACACAACAAUAGUGAAAGGUGGAUCCUCAAGGGGUAAACUGGGAGGUCCGACGCUCCAAGAAGCAGUUCUGGGCUGUAAGCCUUGAGGUGAAGCCGAAGGAACGAGUUCGCAUUUCCUCGGGCACAGAUAAACAUUCAAGACUGCAAAUACUCACUGGACACAGCAUUAAGCUGAGGUCUGUCGUAUUGGCUUUAAGUUAGCCAACAGUUCUUCAAGUAGAGACUCAAAUCUGUGAUAUAAUGUACACGAGUUUGUUUUUAAAAUAUUAAUUUCCAUUGUUGACAUUUCUAAAAACUUUGUUUUGUUUCGCAAUCUGACGUCAAUUGUUACCUCCGAAGAAAGAUGUUACUUCUGCGAACAGUUGACAUACGAAAGCGAAUUUUAAUCGAGGCAGUCCGAUUUGACGACAGCGUUGCGUAUGGACUUAUAAUUUGUUUUUGAUGUGCGUUUCCCUUGAAAUGGCUGGUUGUUCAGAUGUUACCUCUGCGACUGCGACCAUGGUGACAAAGCCCGUGGGCAAAGGAGCUGGAGAAAGUCGCAAGAUUCGCAAGCCGCUGAUGGAGAAGAGAAGGAGGGCGAGGAUUAACCAGAGUCUAAAUGAACUUAAGAAACUUUUGCUGGAUGGAAACAGCAGUAAGAAGGAGGGUUCAAGGCCAGCCAAAUUGGAGAAGGCUGACAUCUUGGAAAUGACGGUCCAGCAUCUGCAAAAUCUCCACGAACAACAGAGACAACAGCAUCAGGAAUGUCUGAAACAACAAGAGGUUACAGUGGAAAAUGAAGGAAAAGUGUCACCAAAACAACACGAGAAGAAACAGACCAAAACAUGUACGGAAUCAUCGUGUAUGUCUACAAAUAAAAAUAGGGUGAAAUCUGAAGUUGAACAUCAAGAGACGCGCGACGCGUUUCAGCUACAAAAGCUUUCUUCGACAAUUCCUGAUACAGUGUGCAGGAACCGGAAACAGUCCGGACAGACAACAACGCAGCGAAGCGCGCCAUCUACUUGUCAGCAGGAGAAACACUGUGAAAAAAGUUCCUCAAGCCCAAAAUUCCGUGCGGGAUUCAACGAAUGCGCCAGAGAAGCACGGAAGAUACUCGAAACUUUCAGCGAUUUGGACCGAGCUGUUCGUGAAAGGUUAUCAAACCAUCUGGCCUCGUGUCUCGACUCUUUAGAAAACAUGAAUGACGUCACAAGCAGUUGCAGUAACCAUCAGGCUGCGGACAGUACACAGAGCAUUGUUGCAGAAGACAACAGAGUUGUUCCUUCGGCUUCUCCGUCCGUCCUGAUUCAGAUGCCGAAGGGACUGACUUUGUUGCCGACAAAAUUACCGAACGGAGAUCUUGCCUUUGUUAUUCCAGCUGAAAUUAAGAAGAGUGUGACGUCUUGUUUUGACAUUGAGAUUGCGCAGAAGUCUCGUCUGGACUCAAAAAUUCAUUGUGUUGAUGAAAGCAAGCAUCAGGAAGAGGGUGUGGUCUGGAGACCAUGGUGACUUUAAGAAAAGCUUCUCAAGGAGGAAUGAUCCUGUGAUAAUCACCAAAAUUUUACCUGUUAAUGUUACGAAAAUUUAUAUCUGUUUGUGAUUCUAAAAACGUGACUGUACAAUAUUAAUAUAGAGAUUCAAUUUAAAUAAAUAAAGAAAAGAAAUAGAAAAUGUGGAUAGGUGAUGAAGGUGGCUCGUCUUCUGGGCUGUUGCACCGUGUAACCUGGUA